This is a messenger RNA of Globicephala melas (long-finned pilot whale), 4149 nucleotides long. NCBI's taxonomy places the organism in Eukaryota, Metazoa, Chordata, Mammalia, Artiodactyla, Delphinidae. The record is from RefSeq and is a predicted model, not a curated record.
UAGGGCAGGCAGGCCUGCUCCACUCCCCGGGGCCACCCCAUCUCCCUCAGCUUCCCUGCAAGAACCCACUGGGCCACACAUCCUUGCUCAGGUCAUUCUCGCCACUGGAUGGACUCCUCCUCCAGGAAGCCCACUCUGCCCUCCUGCCCUGAGUUCUCUCCCUCCUCCAAGCUCCUUCAGGAGUCACUGCUUUGACACGUAACCAACACCUUCUGAUACUGUCAUUAGUGUUUUCCAAGUCUUGGAAGAGACAGAGAGAUACAUGAAUAAAUAAUUAAAUCAAAGGCUAUGCACGGCUCCGAAUCCUCACUGCCAAUUCCCUAAGAAGUAGUUCCCUUCAUCUUCCACUUUGCCCCUGCCACAGCCAUGAGUGGGCUCCAGAUUCAGGCAUCUAGCUGGUGUUCAGUAAAGCUUGGUGCCAAGGUAGAGACACUCAGCACCAUUUGGCCAUUUGGGAGAGAGAUGGUCAAAUGUGGCUGAAGGCUGCAAGGGGUCCGCAAGGGGCCAUCUGUUGUCACUUGUUUGGGUGAGAGGCACUGCUGUCAUUAAAGGUAUUCGUGCUCACAGGUAAACGGGAGUGUGUUUGAAUUCCCAGACCUAUGUUGACCGAUGUUGAGUUUUGGGAGCACCCAUCACAGGAGGGGUUUGGGCUAAGGCAGGCCCAGCACAGAUGAAGGCAAGAUGUGCAAUGAAUUUGUGCUGAAUUAAUGAGUGAAUUGGGGUGAAUGAAUGAAUGAAUGAAUAGUGGGUAAAUGAAUGACUAAAAGCAGAGCGAAUGAAUGAGUAAAACAAUCAUAAUAGCUAACAUUUAUUGAGCACUCACUAUACACCAGGCAUUACGCUAACCCACCUAUUAAAUGAUUUAAUAUUCGUAAUUAUGCUCUAGGUGGGCAUGGAUGGGUGAGGGAGAGAGUGAGAAUCUGACUCCCGGAUGUCUGAUUUUCCCCAAAUAACUGAGACGCUGGGGGCCCCCAGGAGACCAUCCAAAACCACUACUGCCCACAAGCCAUCAGGGUUUCACUGUGAGACUCCUGACAGUUGGGCCCAGCUGCCUCGAUCCUUGUUGGAGGACCAGGAAGCCGGCCGUAAGCUGCUGCCCUUUCGCUGCACUCACCACGAAAAGGGGUUGACAGUUCAGGUUCAAAAAGAUAAAAAGUGUAACUUUCCUGUGAAGAUUGAGGGUCUGGCCUCAGAGCCCAGUGAAACCCAAGGCUCACUCAGGCCAGGGAAAAUCACCCCUGCCUGACUGGGCUCUCAGCUUGGUUCCACAAGGCCCCACAGAGCUCACAAAGGCAUGAGAUGGGCUGUAACAGCAGAGGUUGGAGCUCAGCUCUCCAGCCACUGCCAUCCACUUUGGCUCCUUUGUUCCUGAAGGAAGCUGUUUCACACCCCCAUAGCUUUGCCCAUGAUGUUCCUUCAUUUUGUAGAGCCCCCACCCCACUCAUACAAAUCCUCCGUCCACUUAGAUAAUACACACUCAGCUGUCAGGAAUCAACACAAAGAUCACCUCCUCCAUGAAGCCUUCUCUGAUUCUCCCCUUCGUGUCCCCACAGCGUCCUCCACCGACAUGAACCACAGACUCAUGACUUGUUAGAGCCCAGGUUCCCAAAUCUGGGGGUGCAAAAAAUUACCUGCAGACUUAUUUAUAAAAUAAAAAACAGAUUUCUGGACCCAAGCCUGUUAUACAAAGGUUUGGGGAGGACUGCUAUUUCCAGCUACAGGCUGUCUACGUCUCGAGAGUGGGUCACAGGACAGCUCUUGGGACUGGGGGAACCUGCAUUGACCUGUUUCACCAAUCAACCUAUUCUGAAAAAUUGAAAGUUGCUCAAGGUUGAUUCAAGGGCGGCAGCGGCUCCAGAGGCAGCAGCGCCGGGUCCCCGUGGAGGUGCUCCUAGAGUUUUCCUGGAGCAGUGGAAGUUCUGACCACAGGGUCAGGACCGACCAGGUUUGUGUUCUCACCAUAGCGCAGGGGCCCGUUCGGUUCCUGUUAGUGCCCUGAGAUCUCCCUCAUCCCCCUGAGUUUCGGAGAAAUGGCUGAAGCUAGUAAGCCCAUGAUGAAGAAAACUUCAAAAUCUGUUCCUUUGGAGAGGAAUAAGAGAGAAAAGGAAAAAUUCCGUAAACUCUUUAUUGGUGGCUUGAGCUCUGAAACCACAGAAGAACGUCUGUGGAACCACUACCAGCAAUGGGGAUAUCUCACAGACUGUGUGUUAAUACGGGACCCUGUAAGCCAAAAAUCAAGAUUUGGUUUUGUCACGUUUUCAUCCAUGGCUGAGGUUGAUGCUGUCAUGGCUGCCAGACCUCAUUCCACUGAUGGGAAAACGGUUACUCCCAAACGUGCUGUCCCAAGAGAGGACUAGGGAAAGCCGGGGGCUCUUGUCACUGUGAAGAAGCUGUUUGUUGGUGGAAUUGCAGAAGAUACUGAGGAACGUCAUCUUAGAGAUUACUUUGAGAAAUAUGGAAAAAUCAAUGCCAUUGAAAUAAUUACUGAUGGGCAGUCAGGCAAGAAAAGAGGUUUUGGGUUUGUUGCUUUUGAUGACCAUGAUCCCGUGGAUAAGGUUGUGUUGCAGAAAAAUCAUACCGUCAAUGGUCAUCAUGCAGAAGUAAGAAAGGCCUUGUCUAGACAAGAAAUGCAAGAAGGCCCAUGUUCUAGAAGUGGAAGAGGAAGAAACGCUGGUUUUAUAUGUUUUCAUGGUGGUGGUGGAAAGUUUGGAGCAGGAAACUUUGGAGGAAGGAACUUUACAGGAGGAUCUGACGGAUAUGGAAGAGGACAUACAUUUGGGGAUGGCUAUCAUGGGUCUGGAGGAGGACCUGGAGGUGGCAAUUUGGGGGGUAGCCCUGGGCAUGGAGGAGGGCGAGGAGGAUAUGGUGGUGGAUAUGGCUACCAGGAUGGGAGCUCCAGAGCUGGUUAUGACAACUAUAGCAGGAGGAAUUAUGGAAGUCAAAAUUACAGUGAUUGGGGCUUCCCUGGUGGCACAGUGGUUAAGAAUCCGGCUGCCAAUGCAGGGGACAUGGGUUCGAGCCCUGGUCUGGGAGGAUCCCACAUGCUGCGGAGCAACUGAGUCCUUGUGUCACAACUGCUGAGCCUGCGCUCUAGAGCCCGCAAACCACAACUACCGAAGCCUACAUGCCUAGAGCCCAUGCUCCGCAAUGGAGAGUAGCCCCUGCUCGCCGCAACUAGAGAAAGCCUGCACGCAGCAACGAAGACCCAACACAGCCAAAAAUAAAUAAAUAAAAUUAAAAGAAAAAUUACAGUGAUUUGGAGGAUUAUAAGCAGAAACGUUCUAAGUACGAAUUACUGAAGAGUGGAAAACUGAGUGGUAGCAGGAACAUGGGGGGAUCAUACAGUGGAGGAAGCUAUGGUCCAAGAGGCAAUGGAGGAAGUGGGGGUUAUGGACAGACAAGAUGAUACUGAGCUUCUUAUUUGCCAUGGGCUUGACUGUAUAAAUAGAGAAUUAGAGCCCAGAAGUAACAGAAGAGCUUUAGGUUAUCGAAAUAACAGUGUUCAGGAAACUCUUAUCUCAGUCAUGCAGGGAUAUGGGAGAAGACACCAGAGCAGGUACACAGAGCCAUUUUGUGAGUGGACUCAAUUAUGUAAGAACAUUACCUUCCUGUGGAGGAAAGACUAUAAAAAAUCCUUUUGAAACAGUUUCUUAGCUUUUGAAUUGUUGUGUCUUUCCAGUGGUCUCUAUAAAAGUGUGGAAGAAUCCCUUCUUUGAUAAUGUCAAAUUUCAAAGUUUUGGGUGACAUGUGAAACCUUUUUCAAGAUUUUUCUCAAAGUUUUGAAAGACUAUUAGCCAGAAUCAUGGUGUAAUAAGACAUAACAUCAUUCUUCUUAAAAAAUCGAUUUCGUGUGUAGAGUUAAGAAGCUGUUGUACAUUUAAGAUUUAAUAAAAUAAUUCUAAAGGUAAAACAGUAGUAGUUUGUCCUCUUUGAUAAUUUUGCACUUUUAGUUUUUACCUUUUAAAUGUUUUUCUUGUUUUAUGAUAUCAAAUUUUGAAGUGUAAUGAUAUGACUUACCUAUAUUAUGAAAUGGUUACCAAAAAAACCUUUUUCUUCUUGUGAUGAAUAGGAUUUACUGCCUAAACAACUUUGAUAGUAUCCUACCGCUGUGCUAAUUUUGGUCUUCUUGUACAUUCCAUCUUUUGUAAU